ACUGCAGCAGAAGAUCUCGCUACUUGCGUGCAUACGACAUCCCCAAACGGUGGAAGCGGAAGAUAGCUGAGCUGAGCAAAAUGACAGGGGUGGUGUCCAACUACACAGAACAACGCACUAUGGAAAUGAGCAUGAAGUUGCAGAUGCCCCGUCACAUCUAUGUCCUGGCUCCCCCCAACCGACUGGUGAGUGAGUUGUGGAGGAGGAGUGCGAGGCAGAGACACAGUGGGUGGAACAGUGCCGACAGCCAGCUGCACAAGUCCCUCUCCAUCGCCACCAACGACAUGGACGAGAAAGAACUCAGGGAGAUGGAUAGUCGACAGACAGCGGCUGACCUGCUCUACGCUCAGAGAAGCGACUACUUCAAGCUAUCUACCCCCUUCGCCGACCUCAUCGACUUCGAGAGACAAGUAGCUUUGGAGUCGGUGGAUGAAGUGAACGGCAGCAAUGGCAGCAGGUGGGCGAAGGGUGGGGGGCGACUACGGGAUAUAGUCAUGGCCAGGAUCCACCAGUUGUCAAGGAGAGCCACUCUUAAUCUUCCCCCUCUGGGACGAACCAUAGGGAGAAGCACAGGAGGGGCAGGUGGCCGACUGCAACGUGGCAGACAACUGGCAGAACUCACCCGCUCAGACUCGUUUUCAGUUGAAAACACGUGUAUGCAGCUGUUGGUGAAUGAACUGCAACCUGAAGGCUAUUGGCGGCUGGACGAGAGCUUCGCCGAGGCUCUGGACCUCAGUUUGGAUGACCUCAUACGCUCCUCGCCUAUCGUGGCCCUGCCUAUUCCCAAGGAGUGCAACUGCGCCAAGGACAUCACAAUCAUGGUCGAGGACCUUACAGAAAGUCCCCCCGAGUGCAGACCAGCAGAUCACCGAGGGGGGUACUGUACUGUUAGCGGGAUGAUGAGUCAUCAUCACGACAGUUUGGGUACCCAUAUGGGGUUGGGUGCGGCCGUUGUUGCACUGGGAGCGGCUGCGGGCAAGAGGCGCUUGUCUCUGAAGUUCCGGAAGAACUUAGUCCGGCAGCUUAAGGUAGGGGAGCAGGAUCCGACGGGAACUGGUUUGGGCGACAGCUGCGAGCACCAACACUCGUCAUACGAAUUAGAUGACAUCCAUUACAUUUCAGAAAGCGACAAUAAUAUCGAUGAGGACGGAAUUCCAGACACUAUAGAAGAGGAAGCGGAAGACGAGAAGAGUGAAGGCAAAGGAAGUUCCGACAACAACUUCCUCGCAGUUAGCGACCCCCAUUCAACGCAAAACCGCA
Messenger RNA from Symsagittifera roscoffensis, 1260 nucleotides. RefSeq lists its product as uncharacterized. The record is from RefSeq and is a predicted model, not a curated record. NCBI's taxonomy places the organism in Eukaryota, Metazoa, Xenacoelomorpha, Acoela, Convolutidae.